ACAAGCACUGCAGCCCCAACAACAAGCACUGUAGCCCCAACAACAACUGCUCCCCCAACAACGACUGCUUCCCCAACAACAACUGCAGCCCCAACAACAACUGCAGCCCCAACAACAACCACUGCAGCCCCAACAACAACCACUGCUGCCUCCACAUCAACUGAAGCCCCAACAACAACCACUGCAGCCCCAACAAUAACUGCAGCACCGACAACAACCGCCACACCGACAACAACCGCUGCCACCACAACAAAUGCAGCCCCAACAACAACCACUGCAGCCCCAAAAACAACGGCUCCCCCAACAACUGCUGCCCCAACAACGACUGCUGCCACCACAACAACUGCAGCCCCAACAACAACCACUGCAGCCUUAACAACAACCACUGCUGCCUCCACAUCAACUGCAGCCCCAACAACCACCACUGCAGCCCCAACAACUGCUGCCCAAACUACAACCACUGCAGACCCAACAACAACUGUUGCCCCAACAACUGUUGCCCCAACAACAACUGCAGCACUAACAACAACGACUGCAGCCCCAACAACAACCACUGUAGCCCCAACAACAACUGCUGCCCCAACAACAACUGCACCCCCGACAACAACCACUGCAGCCCCAACAACAACUGCUCCCCCAACAACUGCAGCCCCAACAAGGACUGCUGCCACCACAACAACUGCAGCCCCAACAACAACCGCUGAAACCUCAACAACAACCACUGCUGCCCCAACAACCACCACUGAAGCCCCAACAACAACUGAAGCCCCAAAGACUGCAGCCCCAACAACAACCACUGCAGCCCCAACAACCACCACUGCAGCCCCAACAACAACGACUGCAGCCUCAACAACUACUGCUGCUCCAACAACAACGACUGCUGCCACCACAACAACUGCAGCCUCAACAACUGCUGCCCCAACAACGACUGCUCCCCCAACAACUGCUGCCCCAACAACGACUGCUGCCCCCACAACAACUGCAGCCCCAACAACAACCACUGCAGCCUCAACAACCACUGCUGCCCCAACAACAACGACUGCAGCCCCAACAACAACCGCUGCCCCAACGACUGCUGCCACCAUAACAACUGCAGCCCCAACAACAACUGCAGCCCAAACAACAACAACUGCAGCCCCAACAACAACUGCAGCACCGACAACAACCGCCACACCGACAACAACCGCUGCCACCACAACAAAUGCAGCCCAAAUAACAACCACUGCUGCC
Dicentrarchus labrax (European seabass) is the source of this 1230-nucleotide messenger RNA. Its product is annotated as mucin-5AC-like. The annotation marks the transcript as partial. The transcript has a single exon. The record is from RefSeq and is a predicted model, not a curated record. NCBI's taxonomy places the organism in Eukaryota, Metazoa, Chordata, Actinopteri, Moronidae.